Anopheles marshallii is the source of this 870-nucleotide messenger RNA. RefSeq lists its product as uncharacterized. The coding region runs from base 1 to 870 and encodes 289 amino acids. The transcript is spliced from 4 exons. The record is from RefSeq and is a predicted model, not a curated record. Lineage: Eukaryota; Metazoa; Arthropoda; Insecta; Diptera; Culicidae.
AUGGACGAAUUCCGGACGGGUUACUUAGUGGCGUUGCUAGCGUUAGUUUCAUUGGGACAAAUCGUGGUGGCCCAAACUGAAGAAUACGAAUACUACUACGAAGAAGUAAACGUAACCUCCACAACGUUACCCCUUUCUGUGCCACCAAUCGAGACGACUACAGUGACUUUAGUGGUGGCAGCACAAGGAACUGCGGCGACAACUACACCAUUAGCCUUGGUGGUAGAAAAUUCUGAAGAACCAAAAAACAUAACUGCGCUACCCAUUGUAGACGAUACUACGGAUGGCAUUCUGGUGCAAAAUAAUUGGUCCACUACCGCAAUAGAUAGUAAGCCCCUGGAUCCGGUGUACGCACAUCGAACCGAUCAGAUAUUAACACAGUUGAAUAGUACUCGCCCGGUUAGGUACAAUUUCACAGUGUACAAAACUACCACCCGGCCUAAUACUCAACCAGGAAUAGUGCUCAACAUCUACACCGGCAUGUAUGGAAUGCAUUCGCGAGGAAAAUACCAACCCAGCGGUGGGCAAAAUAACUUCCGGCCACGGACCCAACCUACCCUGCAGGGAUGGUACGGUAUGUACGGGAUGUACAAUCGUCGACCGAUGCAGUCGUACAUGCCGAGACAGAACGCACCACCCGUAUAUAGGGGCCGUGGACCACAGAACGGUUACAACGGUGGGUAUAAUUCCUUCACAUACCACACGGCAACGAAACCAAGGCGAAACGUUCAGCAAACCCAUGGCCCCGCACUGGAUCAGCAAGCAAGCCUGGCCGUAUUCAAUUUUCUCCUGCAAGCACUAGGGCAGCGUUCGGGUGCUAACGGUCGAUCGAAGUCGCAAGUUCAGCAAGGAUCCCGCAGAAGGCAAUGA